Orbicella faveolata is the source of this 1972-nucleotide messenger RNA. RefSeq names its product laminin subunit alpha-2-like. The record is from RefSeq and is a predicted model, not a curated record. Lineage: Eukaryota; Metazoa; Cnidaria; Anthozoa; Scleractinia; Merulinidae. Gene Ontology annotation, biological process: animal organ morphogenesis; tissue development.
CUGUUUAUUUGAGAGGAGGCGCUAAUUCAAGGAUUUUCGGUAAUGGUAUAAUUGAUGAUUGAUGGUUAAAAUUAUGCAAUUCACUCAUUUGCGACAUGCCUCUGGGAAUAUUUAAGAACUAGAGAAUAUGCGUGAACAGAGGUUUAAAGAACCUUCCAAAAAUAACAGCUGAAGAAUAUUGACAGCGGCAGUCUCUGCACAAUUAUUUUAAUUUGCAUGUGUAGGUACUACAAAAAUAAAUACAUCCUAUUAAUAUUUUACAAAAUAAAGUGGCCACCCUUGGGGAAACAGGAGGUGGCCGCGUAAUAGGGAUUGGUGGACUUUGAAUAUUUUUUACCAUUGAGUUAACUGCUUAGUGAAUAUGGAAUCACAUCAAGACAAUCAUGAUAAAUGUGUGUUUGAAUGUUUUUAUCAAUCAUCCCUUAAUUGGACUCUUAUCUGUUAUUACCUUUUCCAAAAAAAGACAAACUAUGUGUAUUAAAUUUUGAGUGGGUGUGUAAGAGGGGUAAAGGCAAUAGGAAAACCCUCAUCGGAAUGAUCAAAAGGUGGCUGUGGCCACUCAACAAAGGUAGCCAGUUAGUAGGGGGUUUUAUUUACAGCAUUUUACUGACAAUGAUUUCGGGACUUUGGUAACUGGCCUCUUAAUAAGGGGUGGCUGUGUAAUAGAGGUUUGACUGUAAUAUAGCUCUGAUCAGUGUUCUGUAUGAAGCUAAUGACUAAUGCACUGUACAUUGUACAUUUGUAUUUGUCUCAGCAAUGGAUGAAUGUUACCAAUAUACGGCUGGAUUUUAUGUCACUUCACCUGAUGUUUGAUCUAUAUGCUGAGAGAUGGCAUCACUAUGCAGUUAGAGAAGUCGAGGUAGAUGCUUACUGCCUGUGCAAUGGACAGGGAAAUGGGUCUGAGUGUUUUUACAAUGCCACACUGGGUGACAAUCAGUGUAAAUGCCAGCAGGGAGCUUGUGGUAUAGAUUGCGGCAUGUGCUGUCCCGCUUAUAAUCAGUAUCCAUGGAAACCAGGAAACAAGGGUCCUCUGUUUGCUGACAAGGAUGCAGUAUGUCAACUUUGUAACUGUCAUGGCCACAGUUCAGUGUGUGUUUAUAAUGAAACAGUUGCACGGAUGAAUAUGAGUUUAGACAUCCAUGGAAACUUUUCUGGUGGAGGAGUCUGUCAAAACUGCGAGGACAACACUGAAGGGAUAAAUUGUGAAAAGUGUUCGCCUUUUUUCUAUCGACCAAGAAAUACAUCGCAAUCAAUUAAAGAUGCUUGUAAAGUUUGUAACUGCAGCGUCGCAGGGACUAAAAAUGCAACUCUUCCAGGAGUAUUAUAUCUUGAUUGUUUAAGAGAUGAGAAUACGGCUCCUCCACGUCCCGGAAUGGAACCUGGCGACUGUAUCUGUAAAAAUAACACAAUGGGAAGAAGGUGUGACCUUUGUAAACCUGGAUAUCACAAUUUAUCAGCUGAUAACCCAGCUGGUUGCCAAGAAUGCACUUGUUUCACAGCUGGUACAGUGAAUAGUUCUAAUGUAUGUGAGCCAAAUGAAGAAGGUCUUUGUACAUGUAAGAAGAAUGUUGAAGGACUGCGUUGCAUGUCAUGUAAAGAUACCUACUAUGACCUGCGAGAAGAUAACAUUGAUGGCUGUACAGGUGACCUCUUAGUGCAAGAUAAUAAAAUAAUUCUAUCGUCACCAAAGAUGUAUUUAAACCACAGCAUAUACACAAUGUACAUUAUAUAGCAAGUCAACAAACCAACAAUUCAAACAUUCUGAUAGUAGAAGCCUGGGUCUUAGUUUUCAAGACAGACCAUUUCAAAUUUACCUUUAGUUAUUGGUAAGCUAUGUUUAUCCAGGGUGGAGGUGCGGUGGCCUGACAUUAAGUACACUUGACUCCGGAUCUAGUGGCCCGGUUUCUGCUCUGGCUGGGGACAUUGUGUUCUGUUCUUGGGCAAGACACUUAACUCUCACAGUGCCUCUCUC